This is a messenger RNA of Rubroshorea leprosula, 3870 nucleotides long. The record is from the annotation of a GenBank genome assembly. NCBI's taxonomy places the organism in Eukaryota, Viridiplantae, Streptophyta, Magnoliopsida, Malvales, Dipterocarpaceae.
AUCCAAAUUUCCCUUGUUAAUUGUAUAUUGAUAUUGUUUCCAGCCAUGGAAGGCAACACGUAUCCAUGGUGGGUGCUCUGUCUACUCUUCUUCAUCGGCUUCUUUCUCAACUCCCAUGUCUCCUCCGGGACUGAUACCAUUUCCGGCAACCAAUCUCUCUCUGGUGACCAGACCAUUGUCUCCAGCGGUGGUGUCUUUGAACUGGGUUUCUUCAAACCAGGUCACUCCCCCAAGUACUACAUAGGCAUAUGGUACAAGAAAGUGUCUAAAAAGACCAUAGUUUGGGUUGCAAAUAGAGAGAAACCUGUCCGAAAUGCAAAUUCUUCUGUUUUGAGGAUUUCUGAUGGAAAUUUGGUUCUUUUCAAUGAAUUCCAACUUCCAAUUAGGUCCACAAAUAUCAGCGUGGCCGGGUCUAGUUCAAUCAAAGCAGUUCUUGGGGAUGAUGGGAAUUUGGUUUUGAGAAAUAGGCCUAAUUCUACCUCCAAUUUAUGGGAAAGCUUUAACUUUCCUGCUGAUACAUGGCUUCCUGGUAUGAAGUUCGGAUUCAUGUUUGAGCCAUAUCAAAGUCAGCUUCUUACUUCAUGGAAGAAUUCAGAAGAUCCUGCUUCCGGGCUCUUCUCUCUUGAAUUUGAUGACAUACUGUGGAACAAGUCUGUACAGUACUCGACUACUGGACUCUGGGAUCGAAAUAUCUCCAGCUUGGAUCCUGAUAUGAGAUUGAAUUACCUCUGCAAUUUCAGCCAUGUUUCCAACGAAAAUGAAAGACAGGUUAAGCAGCUGUCAUGGUUGGAGAGCAGCAAGCAAUGGAAUGUGCUUUGGUCACAACAUAGACAACAGUGUAAGGUUUAUGCUUUUUGUGGAGCAUUUGGUAGCUGCAAUGAGAAAGCUUUGCCUUUCUGCAAUUGCUUGCAAGGGUUUGAUCCAAAGUGGAAUUGUGCCACCAUGGCAAGUCCUUAUUUUGAUGAUUUCCAGAAGCUCUUCAUCACUUCACCACAAGUUUCCUCUUAUGUCAAUCCACUUUAUGAUGAGAAGGCAACAGCUGGCAGUGAGUCUUUCAAAUCACUUGCUGAAAGGAUAGUUGAUUUUGCUGAGGAAUCUAAUAGGCUUCAUGAGGAACGCAUAAGGAGGUUGGAGGAAAAUUUGAAACAUGUUGUCCAAAGUCAGCAACGCCAUGCAGCUUCGGAGGCGACUUCAACAAGUAUGCCUCCAAGUCAUUCUAAGUCUACAAAGACUAAUACUAGCAAUAGUCCUCUUACUCCUAGGAGGCAUAAACCAACUCAGGUGCAGACAUGUCAGCCAUCGAUCAAUGAAGCCUUGCUUAAGAAGUGUUCGCGGCGACUAUGCUUUCUUAAUGGUCGAAGCCCUUCCAAGUUCAAUUAUGGACAAUGGCUGAAGGUGAAAUAUCCUUUUAAAGUUGUUAGUCUGAAGAGGGGAGUCAUUUCCAAUCUCGGGGGGCAACCUAGUCAGAUUGAACAACAAAGGUUGCAAGACCUUAUUGCCAAUGAAGCUCACAAAGCUAUAGAAAAAGAGGUAGCAAGGUUUGUGCCAUUGCAGCCUGAUGCCAAUUCAAGCAUCCAAUCAAUGCCACCACAGCAAAAGCAUGUGUGCAAGCUUAGUCCACCUCAACACCACAAGGAUAACAUUGGAGGUGGCAUAAGAAACACCAUGCCUUCGCAUCUGCCAAGUGGAAGAAGGAAGAUGAAAUCUAAAGACCUCUAUUGGACACCAAUGAAGGAACAAGAGCAACAAACCCAUGUCUCUGAGUGGAGGCACGGGGGGCAUGAUCUCGUAGAAAAGCAUGGAGGCAUGUGCAAAUGCUACCUCUAUAAACAAAGUCAAUUUAGACAUUGUCGCCAUAUAAACUUGGUGGCCUGCCCAGAGUUCCUUACCCAAAAUCCUAGGACUCUUCGAAGGCGGCUUCAAAAGAAAAGAGCUAAAGAGCAUCGGAGACAUGUUGCUGAGGUGCAUGCUUCGCAAAGGCAACAACCUCCAAGGAAGCAAAGGUUUAUCUGGGUGGAGAAGAAGAAACACAAUGCAGCUUCUCAAGAGGCAAAUCAAAAUUUAGUCAAUGCAAUCGUGUCUCCAAAGACGUUUGCCAAGCAUGUUCCUUUCAAGUCAAAUGACUCAAAGGCAACGAAAGAGCUUAAUGCCAGCAGCAAAACAAUUAGCCUUGGUGAGUUUAUUAUUGAACUUCCAAGUUCCAUUCCAAAUCUCCCUUUUGUUUUCACAAGGAAGCAAGAUGCAGCCUCUAGUAGCAAAGACACAACAAAGAACAAAGCAAACAUGUCUACCAAAGAAAACAAAGGGAGGGAUCAUAAAAAGGAUGCUGCAACCUUUGUUCCAAGAGGAGGCAUGUUGCCGUCAGUUAAAAGCAUGUCACCCAAGAGACAUUCUGCCAACAAUAUGAAAUCUUUACAAAUGCACAAGGCAUUAGAUGAAGGAACAUACUGGCUACGAAACCUUGAUGGUAGUCUGCACCUCACAAAAAUAAAUAGCUUACCUUUUCAGCCAUGUUGCCCUUCGGUCUGUCGUGAGAUGGCAUUGCUUUUAAGACACUAUGCUUUCUAUGGAGGUGUGCUUGAUCUAUGUCUCCAUCCGAGUUCCACGCUUGGAAGUAGUGAGGGUCACCGGGAAUCCCCCUUUCUCACUUUGAGCAAAGUGAGUGGCACGCCUUCGCAAUCUUAUCUACCACGCAGCCAGAAAGGGAGAUUUUGGAGACAACACUUAGUCAUCCUCGUACGUUCCUUUCUUGGAGAUUUUGUAAGCUUUAGCCAGCAGAAGCAUUGCUUCGUAGUGUGUAAAGAUAACAAAACGUGCUAUAACUAUCCCUUUAUUGCUAUCGAAACUUGCUAUAACUAUCCAUGUACUGCUAUUACUGCUUCUUUGACACGAAAGAAGUUUAUGUAAUCGGCCUUAAACUUAGAAGUGCAAACAGGCUCCUGGUCUCUUGGCCAAGUUAGUGGUGCACCUUCUCCUCUGAAACAAAGUAAAAGAGAUGGGGUGAAGCAAAGUAAUAGUGGGUUUUAUUGAAGCUAUUCUUCAUCGUCUAGAGAAAAUAAUGCUAUGAUCUAUCACCAGUCAUACAUCUAAGAAAAAACCUUUUUACAGUAAUUCAAUAACUGAGGUAUUUGCAUUUGAAUCUAUUAUCUACGUCAAUCAAAGUGAAAGCCAUGGAUCCAAAUUCAGCUGAAUGAAACACUGAAGCCAAGUUCUCUUGUGCAGUGAUUCUGCUUUCUGUACUCUAUUUCCUGCAAUUUACAAAACUCAUGCCCAGUAGUCAGGGCCAUCUGAGUCUUUCCCAAAACAUUCCUUCUUUUUGCUACAUUGGGUGAAAAACUAUUCUAUUUAACUAAUUUGAUAGGCAAAAACUAGAUGAAACCAUGGCAUUCUUUGGUGAGCACAAUUAGGACACAGCAACCUCAGUCUGGAUGCUGAUUAUACUCCCUUUGAUUGUUUUUGCAAACAGAGCCUGUUAAAAAAUGUGAUGCAUUUUUCUGCCGGUGUAUUGAGUUAUAGACAAAGAAUUUCAGAAUCAUUGAGAGAUGAUUCUUCUCCAUUGUUAACAGGUGCUCUCAGAUCAAACCAUCUUUAGGCCUGCAAACAUAAUCAUAUCAAUUAAAAUAGACUCUAAAUCUCAACUGAAAAUAGAUAUUUCCCAAAGUGAAACUAUGUCCAAUGAAUAAUAACAAAAAAUACUUGGUGUUAGUCUGUGCUAAAUUCUUUCACCGUAUGUAGAAGGUGGGAGAAAUAAGAGAGCUUAAGCAUCAGGCAAUUGUCACUGGUCAAUACAUAAUACCUCUGAAAGCCUGUGUAAAGCUUGAUUCUGCUUCCCAUAUAAAGCAGAAGGAGAAAUACAAGUAAAAUUAAUUC